Ceraceosorus bombacis is the source of this 2652-nucleotide messenger RNA. NCBI's taxonomy places the organism in Eukaryota, Fungi, Basidiomycota, Exobasidiomycetes, Ceraceosorales, Ceraceosoraceae. The record is from the annotation of a GenBank genome assembly.
AUGACAUCCGUGCGACAUGCCUGGCAUACUUACGCAGCCUUCGCCGAUGCUGUGCAAUCUGUGCGUUGCACGUCCACAAGACCGAUAGCCAAGCACGUGCGUGCGCCACUCCUAGUCCGAAAAGCGCAUUCUAAGAAGCCUCCAAGAACGUCAGCAAAGAAGCAUACCCUCUACGCUUAUCUUCUCUCGCAGGUCAAGGGUGCCAACGAUGAUGGACUGUCGACCGCAGAAGCUUUGCCGACAAGACCGCCCGGGCCCAGUGUCAGAAAGGGCACGAGGGCGCCUUUAGCACUUCUUUCUCUGCUAAGCCGCGAGAGACUUGAGGCAGAAUCUUCUGUAAACUCGCAAGGAGUAGCACAAGAGCAGCUCGAAGACUCGACAAAUGCUUUCCCUGGCGCAGCACAGCGCAAGACCCCUGCACAGCAGACCGAUGCUUGCGAGGGCACAGAACUCGAGGAUUGCACUGCACGCGACACAACGGCACUCAAACGCAUGGGGCCGAAAUCUAGUGGACCAUCAACGCUAUGGCAAACACUUUCGAAGCUGAUUUGGGAAGGGCAUCCCGAUACGGCGAGGAUGGUUUUGCUCAACUCACUGUUCCAACACCGCCACUCGCUACAGUUUGCGGAGGUCUCAAAGAUGACAUUAGAGGCGCGGGAGGUGGAGGCACUUCUCAUCAACAUGUUGCAUGAGGUCAGGCACUCCGAGUCAGCUCGCGGAUUUCCAGAACCUGUCUCAGCGGGUCGCGUGGUGAGCAAAACGCUAUGGAUGCCUCCCGGCUCGACACGAGGCAUUAGCAUAGAGCCCCACACACAGACGCUGGUCGCUCUGCGAUGGCUGUUCCACGCGGCCAUCAGCGUCGGGCUACCUACGACAUCGCGCAUGGUAAUGGCGGUCCUUCGAGCGUAUCGGAAUCGACCAAAGAAUCGUGCAGAGCUCAUCAAUGCAACUUUCAAUCACGUUGCUGGCGCUGGCGCAACGACUUACGACGUUUGUUCACCGAAUUUCGAGUUCGAAGCAAGUGCAGACCUCAAUCCUCUCGCCAUACCUGUGCAGAUAGUUCUGCCUUUGCUAGAGGCGCUGGCAAGGUCAGCUCAGUUCGAGAGAGGCGAAGAGUUCCUGCUUUGGUGGGCUGCGGCACGACCAUCGAGCUCGCUUCCUCUCGAACAGCCGAAGCGAAACACUGCCGACCUCGCGCCUUUGACAUUGCCUCUUGUGCAGACACGAUACAGGAAAUUCACCGAGCCUUCGUCAGUACCGAAUGUCGCCUGGGCUCACCAAGGGGGCAUAUGGGCAGCGCUCAUUGAUGGACGAACAUCGGCCGGAGACUUUCGAGGAGCCUCCAUCUGGCUCCAUCGCUACCGCGUCUUUCUACAACAGGCAAAGCUGCAAACCGACCAAUGCUCAAGAGGCGAGAUACAGGCUCGGAAAGGCAUCGCUGGAGAAGCCCCAGUCACAAUCCGUCAACAAGCUCUGCCUUACGAAGCCUUUGCCAAGGCUUGUUGUGGCCGCAUGACUCGACGGGGAAAUCACGAUGCGUCGGAAGUGGACUACGAUUGGAUCAAAGUCGCCGCACCAUUGAAACGAGCACGAGUCGAAGCGGUGAAGCAGGUCCUGCAACACGCCAGACUGGACGGCGUGCGAUUCUCUCCUCGCACCGCACGCUUCCUCAUACAGUUCAUGGCCAUCGCGUACCCUCGUUCGGAAAGACUGGGUAUGCUGGUAUCACAAAUCGCAGUGGACACCGCUACACACAGGGAGAAGACUUCGAACGGACCCAUCUUGGCGGAAUGGUUUGGCCCGCUGUGUCGACUGCAAGACCACAACAUCUUUCCUAGAGGUGGCGAUGUAGCGCUGAGCAAGGAAGUGCUACAAGAUCAAGCUCUGGCGGAGUCUGCAAAGCUGAUCGUUGAUAUUAUGCAAUCACCACGCGAUUUGUUGGCAUAUAUGCUUCUAGCGCAUCAUCGCCAGACCCAAGGAGCUCCUUCGAAGGCGUCGGCUUGGAUGACGACGCAAAAUUUGGAAAGCAUCGUGCGGUCGUGUCUGAUCGCCAAGGACACCCCAGCGGCCAUCAUCGCUUUACGUUCCCAUCGCAUCUGUAAUAGGGCUACGAGCUUUGAGCUUCAACGGACCAUCCUCAAGAUCGCAGAGAAAGAGGCAGGUCUUCCAGCUCUCAAGGAGAUUUAUCGCAUCUUCUUUUCAGCAAAAGAUUCUCAGACGGAAGGGGAAACGCUGGGGUUCACCGUGCCCUACAGCUUCCUGGGACACGACAGCUCUCCGCUUCGGAUGCUAGAGCAUUGCCUCCGACUCGUUCUCGUAACGCAGGUGCAGCUUGCCCGACGACUAUUGGAUCCGAGCAAUCAUAGCCUGCAGAUCACACAAAGCCAAAUCGAUCCUUCCAGGUACGAUACCCUUGGUAGGAGGGGCCGCUAUGGCACCCGACACCGUCCCGUCUGUCCAGCUUGGGCCUUUGCUACUGCAAGGAGCUUGAUCAGCAGCGCUAAUGCCGAGCGCUCAGAAGACAGGGAAAUGAUCCGGCUAGCUAUGAGCGCUGCCAACAAAGAAGUCAUCAAGCCCCUAAAGGGUGCUUCGGCAGCCCGCAAGCGGCGCGGCGCGGACGCACAAAACGGAAUCUUUGUUGACCUCGACUAG